AUGGAAACAUUGAACGCUCUCCUCAAGGACUUAGAGCAAAGGGUAAACAAAUAUGAAGUGAUUGCAAAGGGGUUUGAGCAACCCAGAGAGGUUGUUUAUGAAGCUGAGGAUUUGAUCAACACUUAUAUCUAUGACCUUAAUCGGCAAAGAAUCAAACGGUGGUGGGAUAUGACCAAUUGCAUAAUAAUGGCAGACGGUGCUGUUAGUUUCUUGUUGGAAAAAUUGUCUGGGCAACUUUUACAAGAAUACAAUUUGCCUAGUCGCGUAAAGAAGAAAAUCGAGUUGCUUCAAGAUCAAAUGGAAAUUCUGAAACCUCUCCUCAACUGCUCAGAGAAAAGCCUCAAAACACAUGAAGUGAUCACAAACGCAUUUGAGCGACUCACAGUGGAUGUUCAUGAAGCUGAGGAUAUGAUCGACACUUACAUCUACAAUCUUAAUCGGCAAAGAAUCAAACGGUGGUGGAAUCUGACUAAUUACGCAAGUCACAGAAAGCUUCUUCACGAUCUUGAAGACAAGAUAGGAGAAAUUGAGGAAAGGAUUGAAAACAUACAAAGCACCCGACAGCAUGCCAUGGAAGCGCUUCACAAUGUCCAAGGAGAGGCAGAGAUAGAGACUGAGAUGGAUGCUGAGGCUAUUUUGAAGGAACGUAGGAGAAAUGUUGAGCAAGAUGAUGUGGUUGGCUUUGAUGUUUGCUCAAAUGAAGUGAUCAAGCGACUCAUGGGUGGGCAUAAAGAGCGUAAGGUUGUCUCCAUCAUCGGUAUGGGUGGGCAGGGAAAAACCACUCUUGCUAGAAAGAUCUAUAAAAAUGAUAAGCUCAAGAGAUGUUUUGAUACAUUUGCGUGGGCUGAUGUUUCAGAAGAUUGGAAAGCUGAAGCAUUAUUGCUCAUUCUCUUGGCUCAAGUGGGAUCAAGUAGUUAUCAUGGAAAGGGCAUAGAAAAUCUAAGACAAGCAAUCCAAAAAGAAUUGGAUGAUGGUUAUUUCCAAAAUAUAAGUAUGGAGAAUUUGUUAAAGCAAAAAAUUCAUGAAAGUUUGAGGGAAAAGCAAUAUUUUGUUGUCCUUGAUGACAUAUGGAGACCUGAAGUAUGGCAUGCCAUAAACGAUGCUUUUCCUGUUGACAAAAAUGGGAGUAGAAUAUUAAUCACUAGUCGAGAUAUGCGAGUAGCUCGUGUUGCAAGUGCAUCCGAGGAGUUUAUAUAUAAGCUUCCAUCUCUCAAUGAAGAACAAAGUUGGGAACUUUUGUCAAAGAGGGUGUUCGGGGGAGAACAGUGCCCUCCUGAUUUGGAAGAUCUUGGUAGGAAAAUGGCUGAAAGUUGUGAUGGAUUACCAUUAUCCAUUGUAGUAUUGGCUGGCAUAUUAGCACAACAAGGGAGAUCCAAGGCACGUUGGUUCUUGGUCGCUGGAAACGAAAUUUGGCAUCUUUCUCAACAAAAAGUUGAAUGCACAAAUAUUUUGGCAUUGAGUUAUAAGUUCUUGCCACAAAAUCUAAAACCAUGCUUUCUAUAUGUUGGUCAUUAUCCUGAAGACUUUAAAAUUUCUGUCAAGCAAUUGAUCCGAUUAUGGAUAGCAGAGGGUUUAAUACCACAAGAUACUGGCACCAAGCAACUAGAGGAUGUUGCAGAAUACUACUUGAUGGAGCUCAUUGACCGAAGCUUGAUCCAAGUUGAAGAGAAGAGGACUGAUGGGGGUGUGAAGGUAUGUCGCAUUCAUGAUCUUUUACGAGCAUUUUGCAUAAAAGAAAGAAAAAAGCAGAAGUUCUAUGACAUCAUUACAACCACUGGAAGUUCAAAUCCGGGUAGCCCUCGAAGAUUAUUUGUGUAUCAGAAACCUUCAACUUGCCUAACUUCUAGCCUUAGUGCUAAUCAUUCACCUGUGCGUUCUUUGAUCUUCUUUGAAAGAGGAGAAGAUUUCACACAUUGGGAAGCCAUUUUGAAGGACGUCAAAUUGGUUCAAAUCCUUGAUAUCUCCUCUAGUUAUAUGGAAAGAAGAUUUCCUAAUACAAUUAAGCAUCUAAUCCAUCUUAGAUACCUAAAGUUGUGUAAUGUUGAUCCUUGUUUUGGGAGAAUUCCAAAAGCAAUAUUUGACCUAUGGAAUUUAGAAACUUUUCAGAUUGUAGGCUUUUCAGUGACGCUACCAAGGAGCAUAGAGAAAUUUAAAUGUUUAAAGCAUCUUUUGCUUCCAAGACAGUCAUUUAUUCCCCGUCUCAAUGGUUCUUCAAAAAAUCUGGAAAUCCUUUCUGGUGCUGCUUUUGAAGACAGUCAUGUUCCCUCACUAACCCAUAUGCCCAAGCUUAGAAAAUUGGGGAUGUUUUUAAGCAAAGAAGUACAUAAUUCACAUACGUUUUGGCAAAACCUUCCAGCCUUAUCUGAUCUACAAACACUCAAGAUUUGGGGUUACAAUUUCCCUCGCAUAGAUGCAAUUUUUCCAUCAAAAUUGACCAAGAUAACAAUGCAGGCAGAUGUUGAUGAUAUUUCUAUGGAAGUUCUUGGAGCCAUUUCCAGUCUUGAGAUUUUAAAAAUAGGUCACUAUUCUUUGUUCAAUGAAUGUAGAUUUGACAAUCUUGACUGCAAAAGUGGAUAUUUUCAAAAUCUCAAAGUCUUUAAAAAGAGAUACAUGAAAUACAAACGUUGGAAUUUGAGCAGAGGUGCAAUGCCUCGCCUUCAAAAUUUGUCCAUUAAUUAUUGUCAGAAAUUGAUUAAGCUUCCAGAGAAACUAUGGUCAUUGCCUCACUUGCGAAAUGUGGAGGUUCCCCCACCCGGUGUAAAAAGUAUAGUUUUUACACCAGGUGUCUAG
This is a messenger RNA of Prosopis cineraria, 2790 nucleotides long. RefSeq names its product disease resistance protein RPP13-like. Lineage: Eukaryota; Viridiplantae; Streptophyta; Magnoliopsida; Fabales; Fabaceae. Gene Ontology annotation, biological process: defense response to other organism. The record is from RefSeq and is a predicted model, not a curated record. Gene Ontology annotation, molecular function: ADP binding. Bases 1 to 2790 code for a protein of 929 amino acids. The transcript is spliced from 3 exons.